GUGAUCUACGCAUCAACACAGUAGCAUAAUGAGUGCCAUACGCUCCUCUCUGAGCAAAACAAAAAGAACUGCUCGCAUCGUGAUCAUUGGUGCCGGCACAGCGGGCAUUGCUGCAGCCACACGGCUACUGGAGCAGGGUUUUAGGAACAUAUUACUGCUGGAAGCAGAGAAUCGAAUUGGUGGUCGGAUUAAUACGAUUCCCUUUGCGGACAAUGUGGUGGAUCUGGGCGCCCAGUGGUGCCACGGCGAAGUGGGCAAUGUGGUCUAUGAGCGGGUCAAAGAGUUGAACUUGUUGGAGACCACUGAGGAUCACUAUGAAACCUUCAGGUGUGUGCGCUCCAACAAGCAGCUGCUGCCCGAUGAUAUUGCGAACAAUCUGAAAAAUAUUGCAUUUAACUCGAUUCCGGAACGACAAACGGAACUUGUCGAUUUCAAAGGCUCCCUGGGUGACUAUAUAACGCAGAAAUACUGGCAAGAGGUAGCCAAGCUGCCGCCAAUCAAUCGCGCCAUAGCCGAAGAGUUUCUCGAGAACUUUCACAAGUUCGAGAGCUCAGUGGAGGCUGCAGAUCAUUUGUAUGAAGUCUCUGGCCGUGGACAUUUGGAAUACUGGCUCUGCGAGGGUGAGCUGCUGCUCAACUGGCGCGACAAGGGCUACAAGAGCUUCCUACGUCUGCUCAUGAAUGCCAGGGAAGAGGAGGCCGAUGAUCUGGGUAUGCUGAAAGGACGAGUCUUACUUAACAAGCGCAUAUCGCAGAUAAACUGGGAAGGAGCUGGUGAUCUAGUCAUACGUUGCUGGAAUGGAGAAGUGAUUACAGCGGAUCAUGUCAUCUGCACAGUAUCCUUGGGUGUAUUGAAGGAGCAGCAUGCGAGCAUGUUUGUGCCAGCUUUGCCGGAGGCCAAGGUGCGAGCGAUCAACGGACUCAAGCUGGGCACGGUUGACAAGUUCUUCUUGGAGUACCCUGUGCCACCUCUGCCGAAAGACUGGCCAGGCUUCUGCUGCCUCUGGCUGGAGGAGGACUUGCAGGAGUUGCGCGCCAGUGAACGCUUCUGGCUGGAGAGCGUAUUCGGAUUCUAUCCCGUGUCAUAUCAGCCCCGUAUAUUGCAGGGAUGGAUUAUUGGCGAACAUGCCCGCCACAUGGAGACGCUCACUGAGGAGGAAGUACUCGAGGGCUUGCUGUGGCUCUUCCGCAAGUUCCUGCCCUUCGAAGUGCCACAGCCACAGCGCUGGCUGCGCACUCAAUGGCAUGCGAAUCCCAACUUCCGAGGCAGCUACACCUUUCGCACCACCUACGCCGAUGAGCUGCGCACUGGCGCCUGGGAUCUGGAGGCGCCACUGCUCGACGUGGGCGGCAGGCCAAGGCUACAGUUCGCGGGCGAAGCUUCACACAAACACUACUACUCAACGGUUCACGGCGCAGCAGAGACGGGCUGGCGGGAGGCGGAACGCCUGAACAGCUACUAUCGCUCCAGAACAGCCCAGUUAUGAGGGCCAGAUAAGCGGCUACGAGCACAAGCCCAUAAAAGUGUUCAGCAAUUUCUGUUAUUCUAUAUAUGUAUAUAUAAUGGCUAUUUGAAGUCGAGUAUUAGCGUUGAUAAUGAAAAUUAAAUGAA
Drosophila hydei is the source of this 1611-nucleotide messenger RNA. RefSeq names its product spermine oxidase. Bases 29 to 1486 code for a protein of 485 amino acids. Gene Ontology annotation, molecular function: polyamine oxidase activity. The transcript has a single exon. The record is from RefSeq and is a predicted model, not a curated record. NCBI's taxonomy places the organism in Eukaryota, Metazoa, Arthropoda, Insecta, Diptera, Drosophilidae.